UGCGCAGGGCAUGCCGGGAGUAGUGGUGUGUCGUUGGCAGCUGCAGGUGAAGCUGGUCGGACUGCGGGGCGAGAGAAGCCUGUGAAGCUAGUCCUGCGGUCGCUAGAUCCUGGCUCUGCCCUGGUAAGGGCAGCCUUUUCUGAGAGGCUUUCGUUUGUUGAAAUGAACAGUCGUAAAUCAAAGAGUAACAAUUUAAUACAUGCAGAGUACCUUUCACAGGUACAGAGAAUUUUACGAGAAAGAUUUUGUCAUCAGAGUCCACAUAGUAACCUGUUUGGAGUACAAGUACAAUAUAAACACUUAAUUGAACUGCUAAAAAGAACUGCUAUCUAUGGAGAAAGUAACUCUGUUCUCAUUGUUGGACCCCGAGGAUCAGGAAAGACCAUGUUAAUAAACCAUGCUUUGAAAGAACUGAUGGAAAUAGAAGAAGUGAGUGAAAAUGUAUUACAAGUUCACCUAAAUGGACUGCUGCAGAUCAAUGAUAAAAUUGCCCUGAAGGAAAUCACAAGGCAGUUAAAUCUAGAAAAUGUAGUUGGAGAUAAAGUUUUUGGAAGCUUUGCUGAAAACCUUUCAUUUAUUCUGGAAGCUUUAAAAAAAGGUGACCGAACUAGUAGUUGCCCAGUGAUCUUCAUAUUAGAUGAAUUUGAUCUUUUUGCUCAUCAUAAAAACCAAACACUCCUCUAUAAUCUUUUUGACAUUUCUCAGUCUGCACAGACUCCAAUAGCAGUUAUUGGUCUUACAUGUAGAUUGGAUAUUUUGGAACUCUUAGAAAAAAGAGUGAAGUCACGAUUUUCUCACCGGCAGAUACACUUAAUGAAUUCAUUUGGUUUUCCACAGUAUCUUAAAAUAUUUAAAGAACAAUUAUCUCUACCUGCAGAAUUUCCAGACAAGCUUUUUGCUGAGAAGUGGAAUGAGAAUGUUCAGUGUCUCUCAGAAGAUAUAAGUGUACGAGAAGUACUACAGAAGCAUUUCAAUAUCAACAAAAACCUGCGGUCAUUACACAUGCUAUUGAUGCUUGCUUUAAAUCGCAUAACAACAUCACACCCAUUUAUGACUGCAGCAGAUCUGAUGGAGGCAAACCAACUGUGUAGCAUGGACUCUAAAGCCAAUAUUGUACAUGGUCUAUCGGUAUUGGAAAUCUGUCUUAUUAUAGCAAUGAAGCAUUUAAAUGACAUUUACGAAGAGGAGCCCUUUAAUUUUCAAAUGGUCUAUAAUGAGUUUCAGAAAUUUGUUCAGAGGAAGGCCCAUUCUGUUUAUAAUUUUGAGAAACCUGUUGUCAUGAAGGCUUUUGAACACUUACAACAAUUAGAAUUAAUAAGGCCCAUGGAAAGAACUUCAGUAAAUGCACAGAGAGAGUACCAGCUGAUGAAACUACUUCUGGAUAAUACUCAAAUUAUGAAUGCUUUGCAGAAAUACCCCAACUGUCCUACAGAUGUUAGGCAGUGGGCAACAUCCUCACUAAGCUGGUUAUGAAUAUAACCAGUGGCUUCAGUUAUGGAGUUUCAGGCGAACUACUAUAAAUAACUAAAAACCGUUGUUCUUUAACAAGAUAUGUUAUUGCAUUUUCUUUUAUUUAUAACUGUUUUUUUAUAUUUAUGAGGGAUUAUUACACAUGUAGUAUUCUUGGCUGUGUUGUGCCUUUAAAUCUUGAGCAGUUACAUGAUUUAUAAUUCCAGUAAUUUAGACUAGUAGUUCAAAAAAAUGUGACUUUUAUAGGGAUUAAACCAUAUGCUUAUUUAAAAUAGUUGUGAAUUAUUAGUGUUACAUUUAAAGAGUUCAUGUUAAGCCAGCAACCAGAUGUUUUUACAAACCAACAAAGCAGUAAAGAAACAAUGGUGAGAGCUGAGGUGUAAUGAGUAAUCUUGGGAUCCAGUGGGAAGUGAUGCAUUUUUUUUUUUUUCUGUAUCCAUGGAAAUUUUGGAUUCUGUUCCAGACCCAGGUCUUCUAGUUCAAGAGACUGACCAGUUGGCCAGAAGAUGGUUCACGUGGAAGGAAAAGAGCCAAAAGUUUGUACGUUUUCUUUCAGACUUCUGAAAAUGUUACUUAUACCAUCUAAAGAACCCCUUUAAGCAUUUUUUUUUUAAUGCAGAAUUUUGGGCCUAUUUUAGGCCACACGGAUCAGAAUUUAUCUUUUUAACAGGUACUUUAAGAAAUUCCUGGAAAACCACUCCCACAAAUAAUGGGAAAUGUUUGGCAGUGUUAACUAAUCUGUUAUUUGUAUCAAAAAGCAAACCCCUAAGAGGAAUGUGGAAAUGUCAGCCAAAGUAUUACCUUAUAAAUUCAGGAAUCCAUAAACUAAUAUAGGUAUAUGUUUAAAGUGAAAUUUAAUAAGCAUUCAUUAAGUGUUAGCUACUUCAUUUAUUCAAUAUUUGGAUGCCUGUUGUUUAGUGGAAUGUGGUUUACAUAAGGCAAAGUCCCUACCUGUGUGCAGUUUAUAAUCUUUGUAACUGUCAAAGGCCAUGCUAUUUGCAUACUGUUAUUUAUAGGUGAGAAAACUAACACAGUGGCAGUGUCCAGAAUCACACAGGUAGAGAAUGAUUGACAGACCUGGUUCAACUCAAGUUUGAUUGAUACCAAAGCACCUGCUAUUAAGACUUGAAGUUCAGUAUUGGAUUCCUUACCAUGUAUUUUGUAAAGUGUGCUCUAGGAAAUGAUUUAUCUUGUUUUUAAGACGUAUCAGAUGUAGACUAGAAAUAUCUGUGCACAAAAGUAGCUCUUCAGUAAUUACAGCCUAUUCUUUUGCAUACAUCGUCUUCUUUCCAUGCCCUCCGAGUCUUCAGAUCACUGUCAUUUACUUUUCUGCAAUCUCAUUAAAUCUAAGGCUUACAUA
Molecule: messenger RNA, 2830 nt
Organism: Pteropus alecto (black flying fox)
Lineage: Eukaryota; Metazoa; Chordata; Mammalia; Chiroptera; Pteropodidae
Gene: ORC4
Product: origin recognition complex subunit 4
Exons: 14
Coding region: 163-1473 (436 amino acids)
Biological process (GO): DNA replication; DNA replication initiation
Cellular component (GO): nuclear origin of replication recognition complex; nucleus
Molecular function (GO): ATP binding; DNA replication origin binding; ATP hydrolysis activity
Source: RefSeq, a predicted model, not a curated record